AUGAUUACUUCUGUUUAUCAUUGUAAUAUUUUUCGAAAUAAAUCAGAUCAACAUUUAUCUACUGGAUGUCUUCAAUUAUCUGGUUUAGUUAUUCGUGGUCAUGCAAUGCUUUCACAUGAAGGUUUACCACCUGAACGUGAAACACUUGAAUAUGCAUGGCAAAUGGAAAUUAUACUUGGUAAAAUAUCAGCUCGUGUAACAACAAUUCAAAUAGAAAAAUUUAUUUGUUUUCUGAAAAAUUUUUAUUUACAAAUCAUGGAAGAUGAAUAUACACUUGUACGUUCACCUGUUAUUGAUAAAGCAAAAUGGAUUGAAAAACUUAAAUAUGAUGUUCUUCGAUUCAGUUUGGAUUCAAUUGAUCUUAAUCUUGUUGAAGUUGGUAAUGCUCUUAAUGUACAGGUUGCACCUAUUCGUUUAUGUAUGUGUAAUAUGCAUACAAUAUCUUGUAAUGAAAGUUUAACAUUAAAAAUUGGUACAAUUCAAAUUCGACAAUUAUUACGUCUCUAUCCAAGUUCAUGGUUAGAAGCUGGUUCAAUAUAUAUACCUGAAUUACGUAUAAAUGCUAAAUUUGAUUGUCAUCCACCAACAUCAUCGAAUGUAAAUGAACAAUUAGAAUUUCUUCGUCGACAUGAUCAACAUUCCCAACGACUUCAUUUUCUUUAUAAUAUUAAAUCACAACAAACAUUAAAUUUACCAUCAACAACAACAAAUAUAAAACGUCCAUCAAAUGUUGGUUUAUCAACAAAUUCAAAUAUAUUAUCAUGUGCAUGUUUAGGUGGUUCAUCAAAUUAUUAUACACUUGUACAAGGUGAACAAUUUUUUAAAAAUACAUUUCGUCUUAGUGAACAAUCAUCAUUUGGACGUUCAUUAUUUCGACCUGAUUUAUAUGUUAUACAAUCACAUUCAAUAUUUGAACAUAAAUAUAAUUGGAAUAUAUAUGAAAAUAUAACAUUAUCAAAUGAUGAAUUAGAUGAUGAAGAAAUUUUUUAUCCAUUUGAUUUUUGUACACAAUCAAAACAAAUUAAUGAACAACAUAAUCAUUUAAAUGAUAAUGAAUUACGUCAUAGUUUACCAGCAGAUUUAUAUUCAUUAUCACGUACAAAUUCAGCACGAAAUACACAACAUAAAUCAAUUAUUGAUCAAAAUGAACGUAAACGUUCAUCAUCAUCAAUACCAUUACAUAAUACAGGAGGUUUAUCAACAACAACAACAACAACAACAACAAUGACAAGUGAUGAUUAUUUAACACCUGAUGAACAAUUAUCAUUACCACGUUCAAGUCAAUCAAGUAUUAAUUCAACAUUAAAUAAUACAAAUAAUAUUAUAGAAUCAUCAUCUUUAUCAUCAUUAACACUUAUACAACAUCAAUCAUCAACAAGAUCAUCAUUUAUACAAUCAAAUUCAAUUGACGAUAAAAUUUUAUUAACUGAUUCAUUACAUUCAUCAACAUCAUCGUCAUCAUCAUCAUCAUCAGAUUCUUUAACAGCUUUAGAAGAAAUACUUCAAAGACAACAAGCAAGACAUAGUUCAACAUUUUUAUCAUCUCAAAAAACUUCAGCAAAAUCUAAUUUGGGUACAUCAUCAUCAAUGGAACAUAAUUCUAUUCCUCAACCAUCUUUACCUAGUUCUUCAUGGAUUAGUUUACGUAAUCAAAUGAAAAUGCCUAUACCAAAAUCUACUCUUCUAUGUACAACAUAUAUUCGUUAUUUAUCUCAUUAUCAUUCAUCAACAUGGUCAAAUAAAGCAAUAUUUCCACCAAAUAUUCAACAAGAUCAAAAUGAUUAUCAUCCAAUACUUGAUUUUAAUUGUGUAUCACAAGGUUUUUCAUGUUCAUUUUUAUUUGAUACUUCACCAUCAACACAAUCAUUUACAACAUCACAAUCACGACAACAACAACAACAACAACAACAACAACAACAACAACAGCAACAACAACCACAACAGCAAUUAUCAACAUCAACAGGAACAACAAAUAAUCGACCACGUUUAUCACUUGCACCAACAAUAUCUCCAAUAAGUUCAUCAAACACAAUAGCAACAGAAAAAGAAAUAUGUCUUCGAUUUAUUGGUACAUUAAAUAUACUUUUAACACCACUUAUGCUUGAAUGUUUAACAACAUAUAUUGAAAAAUGGAAAACAUAUAAUAUUCAUCCAAUAUCUGUUCUUGAUAGUCUUCAUAUACAAGCUCAAACACAAUCAAAUCCUCCAAUAACAUCAAUUGAUUUAUCAUCAACAAAAAUUUCUUUACAAUUAUCAAAAAUAAAUGUCUGUUUAUUACAAGCUGGUUUAGCUGAAGAUAAUGUUCAAUUAACAGAAUUACGAACACCAGUUGAUAUUGUUACAAUGUCAUUAUUUGCAUUAUCAUGUAAACAAAUACAAAUGGAAACAAUUUUAUCUAAACAUGAUCAAUCAACAGCUGGUGUUUUUAAAAUUCAAUCAAUAACAGGACAAUUUCGUCGUUUUGAAAAUGAUUUUUCUUCAAUUGAAAAUGUUAAUAUACAUGCUAUACAAACACAACGUUGUCGUUUACAAUUUCGUUUAUCAAAUGAUAUUCAAACACAUUUACCUAUUGGAGAUAAGAAUAGAAAAAAUUUUGGUUUUGUUAUGAAUGAAUUUGGUUUACAACGUUUAUGUUUUAAAUUAAUCAAUAAUGCAGCUAAACAACAACAACAAAGAAAAUCAGUUUUACCAAAUAUGACACAAAUUGAUGAAACACAAACAACAAAAAUUUCAUCAAAACAUAAAUCAAAACGAAAACAAUCAACUGAACCUUCAAUAAUUCCAUCACCAUCAACAAACAUUCCACCAAUUGCAACUUCUUCUUCAAUCGUUCCAUUAUCAUCUAAUUCAUUAUCAAGUAGUAUAUUUGAUGGAUCAAUUGAUCAUGUAUGGAUAUCAUUUCCUGAACCUCCACAUCAUACACAUUCAACAUCAAAUUCAUCAAAACGUUUACGUACAAAUAUAACAAAUUCUACACAACAAAUUCCAACACCAAAAAAACUUUUUUCAUAUACACGUUAUGAUUGGAAUUUUCUUUCAACAUUAUCACCAACUGUUCUUGGUUGGUUUUGUGUUAUAAAUCGUAUACAAGAACCAAUAGAAAAUUUUCUUCAUAAACGUGAAAAACGUAUUGAUUCUAUAUUAGCUUAUUUUCUUAUUGAAACAAAACCUAUAUUAACAUUAUCACAAAGUAAAUUAUAUGAAUUAUUUACACCAAAAACAAAAUAUCUUUUAUCACAUCCUGUUUGUCAAAUUGUUAGUGAAUUUCGUAAAAAUUUUAAUAAAAAUACACAAAUUAAUAUUAAUUUACAAUCAAAUAUUAUUCCUGAAUUAACAAUACUUAAACAAGGUAUACGUGAAGCAUGUCGUGAUUGGGUUCAAAUAAUAAAACAACAACCACAUAAAACAAUUAUUCAACCACCAUCAUCAACAAUAACAACAUCACCUAUAAAUACUUUAUUACCAAUAAAUAAUAAUGAUCAAGAACAACUACCAACUGUUGCACGUGCAUCAACAAUGGUUGAUCGUGUUCAACGUUUUAUUGGACAUGAAUUUGUUACAACACAUCCACGUCGUUCAUUAAUAACAUCAAAUAAACAACAAGAUAAUAUAGAAAAUUUUACAAUAAAUGGUACAAAUAUUCGACGACGUAUGACAGUACAAAAUCCUCGAUCAAAUAUUAAUAAUAAAGAUUCUAUUAUUGAUAUGGAUCAUAAUGAACCAUCAUCAUCAAAUCGAGAACAUCGACGUGCAUCAAGUUUUCUAGUAUCAUCCAAAGGCCAUGUAAAUGUAGCAUUUCAAUCAGGUGAUGCUAUGCGACGUUUUGAACCAGCAGUUAAUAUUAAUAAUACAAAUGGUUAUAAACGUUUAAGUAUGGGUCAUGAUGAAUCUGAUUUAGAAUAUAAUACAAAUAAUAUACAAUUAAAUGAUAAUAAUCAUCAUGAUGAUACAUAUAAUGAAACAAUUUAUUAUACAGAUAUUGGAUCAGAAUUUACUGGUUCAAUUGAACAAUUAUUUAAAAUUUUACUUGAAUAUGCUGCUGUUGAAUUAUCUUUAACAUCAUCAAUUGAACCAUUAUUUAAAAAAUUAGGACAAAAAAUUCUUGCAUCAGCACAAAUUAAACGAUUUGAUGUUAAAAUUUUACCAAAUGAACCAACAACAAAUGAAAUACAAACAUUAAUUAAUCCAUUAUCAUCAUUAUUAUCACCAUCAAUAGUACAAUGUCGUUUAUCACAUAUACGUUCAUCAAAAUUAAAUACAUCAAAUGAAUUAUCUAUACUUUCAGUAACAAAUUUAAAUAUUCAAAGUUUAUGUAGACAAUCUCUUGAACAUGAUCAAUUACAUUCAGCUAAUGUUCAAGCUGGUAUACGUGUACAACGUGUACAACAAGAAGUUAAUUUAUCAUUUAUACGUCUUGUUUAUCAAUUUUAUACUGUUGUUGGUAAUGCACUUGAAUAUACAGGUAUUGAUGAAAUAACAAAAUCAGAUACAAAUCCAAUACAACAACAAAAUGAAUUAAUAAAUAAUUCUUUACAAAAAAAUAAUAUAAAUGAUUAUUCUGAGAAUGGUAUUGAAAAUUUAACUUUAAAAAAUUAUCUUCAUAUUAAUUCAAAUCAUAAUAAUGAAAAUUUAGAUAAUUCUGAAAGACAAUGUUGGAAAAAAUUACGUGAACUUGUUACAAUAUAUGGUACAUUACCUGAAAUAAAACAAAUACAACCAUUAUCUAUAUCAACAACAUCAAGAAAACAACAACGUAGUGGUUCACAACCACCAAAUGAUAAUUUAUCACAACAAAAUACAAAUACAACAUUAAAAUAUUUACAAAAUCAAACACGUAAUCAACAAAUAAAUUUAACAAAUGAAACACUUUUAUUAUCAUCAUUUGGUUGGUUAAUUAUUGAUGAAAUAUAUUAUGCUGCUUCAUUAGGUGGUUUAAAAGUUGAUGGUUGUAUGGGAAAAGUUCAAGGAAGUAUUAGUUUAUCACAAAGACUUCGAUCUUUACCAUCAACAACUGGUAAUCAAAAUACAAAAAAAUAUGAUGGUUCAUUAAUAGUACAAAUUGGUUCAACAUCACUUUCUUUAAAAGAAACUCUAUCAACUUCUACUGAUAAUCUUUCAAUAAUGAAUCCUUCGAAUAUUAAUCCAACAUCUUCUAAUAUACCACCACCAUCAUCAUCAACAACUCGACAAAUAUCAGUUCUUGAUAUAAUCAUUGGUAAAUCACGAGCAUUAACAUCUCUACAAACUCGUGGUCUUAAUUUAACAUUAAGUGGUGUAACAAAUAUUGGUACUAUAGCUAUGGAUGUACCAUUACGACCACAAGAAGUUCAUGAUCUUGUUAAUCGUGCUGGUCGUUUAAUAACAUCAUAUGUACAAGAAUUUCUUCCUGAUGAUACACAACAAAUAUCACCAACACCAUUAACAACAAAUACAAAUAUUGAAUUAAAUAAUACAAAUUUAAAUGAUACAAUUGAAGAAUCAACUACACCAACACCAUUAGAACGUAUAACAACAAAAAAACGUCUUGAUACACGUCGUAAAACUACAAUAACAUCAAAUAUUAAUCCACGUCCAUUAGAAACUCAACAAAGUAUGUCAUCAUUAUCAAAACAACCUAUAUUUGAAGUACAUAUAACAGCACAUUGUCAAGGAAUGACAUUUUCAACAACACUUUUAUCAACAUUAAAAGCUCAAUAUAAAAUUGGUAUGGUUGAAGGUGUUGCUAAUAUUGGUGGUAUGAUAUCACGUUUUACAGCUAUUGUACAUGAACAUGCAUUACAUUUUUUAAAUAAUAAUAAUAAUGAUAAACAACAACCACCAACUGUUAGUUCUGAUAAUCAUGUACGUAUUGAUUUUCCACAAAUACGUUGUUAUGGAAAUUAUUCUAUACAACAAGAACAAGAAAAUAAAAUAAAAGGACAUUUAAAUCUUCGAACAAAUAUUGAUUUACUUAAAUUAACAAUAACAGCUGAUUUUCUUGCACAAUUAGUUUUUGUUUCAAAAGUUAUUAUACAUGAAAUAAAUGAAAUUCUUUCAAAAGUUUCUGGUUUUGAUCAAUUUAAUUUUAAAACAAAUAAAAAUUUACAUUUAUCAUCAUCAUCAUCAUCAAGAACACAAUUUAUUAAUAAUAAUUUAAAUAAUAUUGAAAAUGAUUAUGAUUAUGAUGAUGAUGAACCAGAAAAAGAUCAACAAACAACAUCAACAACAUUAUUUACAUAUAAAAUUGAUAUAUCAAUGAAAGGUUUUGAAGUUAUUGGACAAACACCAUCAAAUACAAUUGUUAAAUUUGAAAAUGGUGAUAAAAAAAUACCUAUAUUUAUUAAAUUAACUAAUUAUCAUGAACAAAAUUCUUCAUUACUUUAUAAUAAACAAUUAAUUAAUGCUUUAUUAUAUAUUAAACUUAGUUUAGGACAAUUAUUACAUACAGGUGGUUUUCAAGAUGCUGCAUAUUUUAAAACAAAAUUACUUUUAAGAAAUUCAUUUCAAUCUGAUGAUCCUGAUAAAGAAGCUUAUUUUAUUCGUUUAACAAAACCAAGUUUCUAUUGGCAACCUGGUGCUAUUGAUAAAGGAAUUCUUUUUUGGUUAAAUUAUAAAAAUACAUAUGAACAUUGGAAUGAACAACGUGGUGCAUUUACAACACCAACAAGUGAUUCAACACGUUUACGUUCAAUAGUUAAUGUUCCAACAUCUCCAAUAACAACAAAAGAACUUAAUAUGAUGUUUCAAUUACAUAUUGUUGAUUUAGGUAUUGCAAUACCACUUCAACAAUAUGAUCCACCAACAAAAUUAACAACAGAUAAUCUAGGAACACAAUUAAUAAAUUCUCAACAAUCAAUAUCAACAUUAGAUGAAAGUAGUGAUUUUCUUGUAUUUACACUUGAUAAAACAACAAUAUCAGCAUGUUCAUGUGGUGCAAUAAUAAGUUCAGGUUCAUUCGAAGGUUUUUGUUUUCGUUUUGCUGAAAAUUUUCAACAAACAAAUAAAAAUUGGAAACCAACACGUUCAUUAUUAUCAUCAAAUAUUUUAUUAAAUGCAUGUUGUGUACCAAGUGGACAAUAUUUAAUGCAUUCACGUGCAAAAAAUAUUCUUAAUUCAAAUAGUCCUAAAUGGUUUUUAAAUGUUCAAUGGGAUAUGAAAGGUAUUGAUAUAAAUCUUGAUUCAAUUAUUGGUAAACGUUUUUCACAAUUAAUACGUACAAUAACAUCAACACAUUUAAUUGAACCAAUUGAUCAUUUAAAUAAUGAUAAUAAUUUAUCAUUAAAUUCAAAUUUAAUAAAUACACAUGAUAAUAAUACAAUGAAUAUUAUUGAAAAUAUUGAUCAAAGUGAAGAUGAUGAAAGAAUUAAACGAUUAGAAUAUGAACAUUUAAUAUUAGGACAUAAAAUUGAAACAUUAAAACGAUCUCAAGCUUCUGAUGAAAUAUUAAAACCAGAAUUAGCAAGAUAUGAAUGGUUAGAAAAAGAAUUAUUACAUACAGUCAAAUCAGAAAUACAACAAAAAAUGAAAAAACAAUCGAAUAAGCCACCACAACAGCAGCAACAAAUAUUCACCACUCAACAACAAAAUGAAAUAUACCGACGACAAAAUCUAAUAAUGUCGGGUCAUAAUCGUGAUCGAAAUCGAAUUGAUUCACCAAAUCAUAAACGAACAAAAUCACAAGACUAUAAUACAAAUUCACGUCAAUCACCUUCGGACUUAUUAAUAUAUCCAUCAUUAAUUCUUGAAGAUGAUACAGAAAAUCGAACAUCUAAUUCAAAUAGACGUUUUUCUUCACAAGAACCAUCAGCAUUUGAUGAUCAUUAUUCAAUAACAACAAAUACACCAAAUGAAAUAACAUCAGCACCAGCUGUUGAUUUAGAAUUAAAUGUACAAAUUCAAAUAGCUAGUGGUUCAUGUAAUCUCUAUACACGUCGUGAUUUAAUAUCAUCUUUAACAACAAUAAAUCCUUUAAAACAACAACAACAACAACAACAGCAACAAUCACAAAUAAGUUUUGGUUCAAUUGUAAAUAUAAAUAAGAUUGAAUAUCAAGUAUCACAAUUUUCUUUACCUGGUGUUGAUGUUGAUGCACAUUAUAAUUCAAAACAUAAUAAUACAAUAAAUAGUGCAUUAAAUAAACGUGCUAGUUUUUAUUGUCGUGCUAUGGUACAAUCACCAACAACACAAAUAACAAUACAUCCAUUAUUACUUGAUUUUCUUGAACAAACACUUGAACAUGUUACAUUACCAAAAGAACAAGAACGACAAACAAAUUUACAACAAGAACAAAUACAAACAAUUAAUGAACAAAAUUCAGAUAAUGAUCAUUUAAAUACAAUGUUUUUAAUUGAAGAUCAAUCAUCAACAGUAUCAUUUCCAAUUGAUGUUGUUGUUAGUCUUUUUAUUCAACCAUCCGUUCUUCUUUUUACAUGUUUACCAACACAUCCAAUGGAAUGUGAACUUCGUUUACCAACAGUUGAUGUUGUAUUUUCAUCUAAACGUGCAUUACCAGAUAAUAUACCAUCAUCAUCAACAACAACAACACUUGAAAAUGAUACUGAACAAAUUAUUGAAAAUUCUUUAGGUGGUUUAAGUUUUUCACUUUAUAUGAAAGAUUUUAAACUUAAUGUUUAUCAUCCAUUUUCUGGUGAAUCAAAAGUACAUUUAUUUGAAGAUAUACGUUCAGGACAAUUACAAACACGUAAUGCAUUAGCUGUUAGUGUACAAUCUGUUUCAUUUAAUAUAUCACGUACACGUUAUACAUUAAUUGAACAUGAUGGUGAAUUAUUAAAUAGUAUACAAUUAUCAAUUAUUGGACAAAUAUCAAAAGCACAAUUUGAAUAUGAUAUAAGACGUUUUUCAGAAAUUUUAACAUUUCCAAAAAUAUGGUAUAAUCGUUCAUUAGCCCGUCGACUUUUUUUAGGUGAUGAAAAUUUACCAACAAGAAUACCAUCAUCAAAUACAAUAACACGACCAAUACUACCAAUUACAAUUAAAACAACAACAAAUAAACAAUUACGUAAAGAAGCUCGUGUACUUGUAGCUAUACAAUUAAAAGAAUUACAAAUAUCUAUGCGUAUGUCGAAUGUUAUGGGUAAAGUUGAAUGGAAUACAACAGAUGUUUGUUCAACUGGACGUUUAACAUUAACAAAUGAAGGACAACGAGCAAUUUUCUUUUCAUUAGGUCUUCAAAAAUCUAUAUUUCAAGCAGAACAAGGCAUUGUUGGAGGCAUUAUAAGAUUAAAAAAUCUUAGAACUACAGGUCUUAUUCGUCAAGGUCUUCAUGGUCGUGCACUUUUCAAUGAAUCAUUUCAUGUAUUUGAUCUUUUAACAGAUGCACUUGAAAUGCGUCUUGAUUAUAUGGGUUCACCAACAUUAAUGGGUCGUAUAUGUCAUAUAUUACUUAGAUUAAAAGAUGAUCAUCAUGGAAUACCUGGUAAUGAUAUAACACCACCAUCAACACUUGUACUACUUAAUCUUGAAUGGUCACAAUUACAUUUAAUGAUAACACGUUCAACAACACCAGAUAUAAUAAAAAUGGCUAUGAAAUUAACUGAAUUUUUUAAUGCACAAUUACUUAAUUCAAAAAAUUUAUUAGCAUCAAUACAAUAUGAUUUUCAUGAUGGUAUUAAACGAAAUAAUAUUGAAAAUAAACCUACAAAUGGACAAUCAAAAUAUGAUACAAAUAUAAUUAAACGAUAUAUUGGUAUGCAUGGAGGUGAAUUAAUGUUACAAGGACAUAAUUUAACAUUAAUUGUUUUUCAUGGUUUAAAUUUUAAAUCACGUCAAUGGGCUUUAUUUUCACUUAAUGAACCACAAAUUAAUUUUGUUACUGAUCGAGGAGAAAAAGGAGAUAUUAAUCAAAAAUUAUUCUUCUAUUUGGGUCAUCAAGGACAAACAAUGCCAUCUAGUCUUAAAUCUCGUACAAAUAUGGCUUCUAUAUCUAAAGUUACAAGAAAUAGUAAUGAAGCACCAUCACAUUUAACCAUUAAUGAAUGGUUUAAUUAUGCUAGUUCAACCAUUUCUGCUGUUGGUCUACGUGAUUUUCCAAGUAUGGAUGAUGUUCCAAAUCCAAUACCAACAAGUAAAGUACGUUCAAAACAAUUUGAACAAAAUGCUGAAUCAAUAUUUAUUCUUCCCGGUCUUGAAUUAAGUUUUCAAACACGUCAAUUAAAUGGAGAAAUAUAUUGUAGUUUUGAAACAGAAUUUUAUGAACAUAUUAUGUUUACAUUUAAUGCUGAACAUUUUUAUUUUUUACAUGAUCUUAUUUCAUCUUAUAUUAAAGAAAAAGAAAAAGCUUUAACAGCAACAACAAAUGAUAAACCUCGACAACGAACAACAGCACCACCACCACCGUCAUCAUCGACAACACCUUCAAAUCCAGUUGAUAUUCAAACAUUAACAUCAUUUGAUGAACCUCCAAGUAAUGAUAUACGUCGUUUUCAUUGUCCAGAUACGAAAUGGAAAUUACAACCAACAAUAAAACUUCUAACUGCAUAUGGAAAUGAAGUUGAACCAUUUGGUGCUGAUUAUAUUUUACAAAAAUUAGGUUUUCGUCAUGCACGUUUAACAAUACCAAAAUGGCUUCAACGUGGUAUUAUGGAUCCAUGUGAACAAUCGAUGACUGUUGUACAAUUAUUUCUUAUAUUCCUUUUACCAGAACGUUUUAAAGAAAUAUGUAUGAGACAAUAA
This is a messenger RNA of Rotaria sordida, 10671 nucleotides long. The record is from the annotation of a GenBank genome assembly. NCBI's taxonomy places the organism in Eukaryota, Metazoa, Rotifera, Eurotatoria, Philodinida, Philodinidae.